Molecule: messenger RNA, 954 nt
Organism: Meloidogyne enterolobii
Lineage: Eukaryota; Metazoa; Nematoda; Chromadorea; Rhabditida; Meloidogynidae
Source: the annotation of a GenBank genome assembly
AUGGUAUCGUUAUGUUGGUCUCCAGAUGGGCAAAUCCUGCUUUCGGCAUUUUCCAGUGGACAUUGCUUUUAUUUGGAUACUCAAAAUGGAAACGUCUUAUUUUCUCGAUUGAUUGAAUAUGCACCUAAAGAAAUUAAAUGGAUUAAGUAUCGGCCUAGUUGUCAUACCCUGGAAAUUGAUAACGAUCCUACGAUUUCAGCUGCUGAUUUUAAUUUUUGUGAUGAUGCAUCUAAAGAGCACGCAGUGGUUUGUGAGGAGGUAGAGCAAUUUUGCAAAAAGUCCUUUAAUCAAUCACUUGUUGGAACCUUUCUUUGUAUUCUUCAUGAAAUGAACAAAGCAGAAAUUGAUGGAACACAUUCUUUGGUAUUGGAUAUUCUAGCAAACGGCGUUUUACUUGUUCUCAAAAUAAAUUUAACUCAUGCUCCAGUCAACACUUCUGUUUUUUCUAUACGAACAUUGUUGGUUAGAAAGAACUGUAUCCGAAUUCCGUUGAAAAUUGAUGAUGUUAAUCCAUCACUUUCAAACAAAGAAUUUCUUGAGAUUGCUGGGCCGAUUAGUCCAGAAAGAAUGUGCAUUUACAACCAGAUAUCCAAAUCACUAUGUUGUAUCUCAUUUUAUUGUAUUUAUUUGCAAGAGAUGCUUAAAUAUUGUACGAGCAAUUGGCAACAAUCAAGUGAGGCGUUCCACCAACGCGUGUUUGCCUUCGUAAACAACAAUAACCCAGCAGGAAUUCUCACAGAAUCUAGACCAAAACAAAAGGACGGAAGCGAGGGUGCUUUACUUAUGUGUAAUGAUUUGUUAAUGUUAAUUGAGACAGAACAAUCAUCAGAUUUAUUGAACAAUUUUUUUAAUUCACCAACUUCGUAUAAAGAGAUGAAACAGGCAUGCAGCUUCUUAGAUGAUUAUUCGUGGGUUUUAUGUAUUUUAUAUUUAUUAUAUGAAUCUAGGGAUUGA